GACUCCAAUUUUGCAUCUCAAAUUCAAGAUGCUGUGUGUCAUGUAUUGAAAGGAUAUGACUGGUCAUUGGUAACAACCCCGUCCCGUGCCGGUGGUGACAAACGCAAGCCCCACAUCAAGAGACCGAUGAACGCCUUCAUGGUCUGGGCACAGGCUGCCAGACGAAAAUUGGCAGACCAGUACCCACAUCUUCAUAAUGCUGAGCUGAGUAAAACACUCGGAAAACUUUGGAGG
Messenger RNA from Lottia gigantea (owl limpet), 234 nucleotides. RefSeq lists its product as hypothetical. Gene Ontology annotation, biological process: regulation of transcription by RNA polymerase II. The annotation marks the transcript as partial. Gene Ontology annotation, cellular component: nucleus. Gene Ontology annotation, molecular function: DNA-binding transcription factor activity, RNA polymerase II-specific; RNA polymerase II cis-regulatory region sequence-specific DNA binding. Lineage: Eukaryota; Metazoa; Mollusca; Gastropoda; Lottiidae. The record is from RefSeq and is a predicted model, not a curated record. The transcript has a single exon.